Messenger RNA from Protobothrops mucrosquamatus (brown spotted pit viper), 625 nucleotides. RefSeq names its product oxidoreductase like domain containing 1 (gene OXLD1). Gene Ontology annotation, cellular component: mitochondrion. Bases 1 to 516 code for a protein of 171 amino acids. Lineage: Eukaryota; Metazoa; Chordata; Lepidosauria; Squamata; Viperidae. The transcript has 2 exons. The record is from RefSeq and is a predicted model, not a curated record.
AUGUUACAUUCGGGGGUUUUCUGCUGCCGUCGCGGGUUAGCGGCUACUUUUGGUACGUCAGAAGUGGGUCAGAAGUGUAUAAAUCUGUUUUGGGGCCCUGAGGCUAGUGAUACAACAACGCUGGCCCUGCUGAAAAGAUCCUGCCAUGGGAGGUUAGUAAAUGUAGGCUGGCUCUCUGCAGCACUACUAAGCACUGGACAGCGUCGCUUCGGUGCAGAUGCAGAGAGCAGCAGUGGCACCCAAAAGGCUGCUUCCCUGGAGGAUAAGUCAUGCUCCAAGAAGGAAACUGCUUCUUCGGGGAACGGUUUUGCCACCCCACUAGCACUUCCCCCUCCCACAACAUGUUGUAUGAGUGGAUGCCACAAUUGUGUCUGGAUUGCUUAUGCAGAAGAACUUCUGAAAUACUACAAGGAUGGUGGCGAGCAGGCCUUGGCAGCUGUGGAGAAACAUAUAGAAGAUGAAAAUAUUAAAAUGUUCCUGAAGAUGGAAAUUAAGUUCCGUAUGAAGAAAGAUUGAUAUUUUUGACCUGGUGCACAUUUAUUAUAUGGUUUCGGACUAUACAAGACUUUGAAGAGGAAAAGCUAAUUAUUUAUGGUUCCUUCUAUAAGAGAUGAUGUGUUUUAUU